Molecule: messenger RNA, 1114 nt
Organism: Cetraspora pellucida
Lineage: Eukaryota; Fungi; Glomeromycota; Glomeromycetes; Diversisporales; Gigasporaceae
Source: the annotation of a GenBank genome assembly
AUCUCAAUUGCCAGCAUCUAAUCCUUCAUCUUCUGUAGUCUAUGUUUGUGAAAAGAAAGAAUCCAAAAGAGGCCAAACAAUAUAUUUAUCUAUAGAGAAUUUGGCUAACUGGCUUGUGAAUCCUAAAAUAAAAAAUAACCCAACUAUUAUUAAUAAAAAGGUUCCAAAAACAAAUAUAGAAUGGUUUAAUUUAAUGAAAAAGUCUUUUAGUAAAUGGCAAAAGAAAACCAAAGUAUUCCAACCAAUAGAAGAAGAUUCUGAAGCAGAAUUUGGCCUGACUACUCAAGUAUACAGAAAAAGGCAAAGAAAAGACCAGAGGAAGGAAACUCCAACUUCUGAAACCAUUGACCAAAGAAAUGAGUCUGAAAAAGAUCCAAAAGAUUUAGCAAAUGAUAUGUUUAAAGUAGAUGGUGCUGAAUAUGCUUUUUCAACCUGGUUUGUAAAAAUAGAAUUCAAAAAAUAUGAAGCUAAGAUGACCAAAGAAAAUGAUUCUGCAGAUGGAAAAUACAUCAAGGGUGGCCCCAAUGUUAUACUUACAAAGAAAAUAAAACCAGGAUUUUGGGUAGGAAUAGAUGAAAAAUUUCUGGUCAAAGAAGUCAGUGAGCAAUCUGAAGUAGAAAAACUUAAUAGCAAUGCAUCUCUCAAAGUAGUUGAUUUAGCAAAACAGGUAUUUGGUGCAAAUCAUGCUAGAAGUCAAUUGGCCAAUAAGAUUAAUGAGUGGUAUCCAAUAUCUGAAAAAAUAAAUAAUGAUAUAAAACAAGCCUGUAUUAAACAUAGGCAUGGUGGAUGCUGGAACACACCCAAUUAUCAUAUUAAUGAUAUCAUAUGUAUUGAUAUGAAAGAAUGCUAUCUAGCAAUUGCAGUAAAUAGAAAAUUGUUUCAAGAUAAUAUUACUGAAUUUGCACAGAAGCAGUUAAAUCAGCAAGAAGAACAAGAGCCAAAGAAUAGGCAUUGGGAAUUGAUCAAAGAUAUUUCAGAUAGUACAGCUCUAUCAAUUCAUGAUCCUAUUACAAAAUAUCAAAAAUCAUAUCUUAAUAGAGAAGAAGGAUCUGCUAAAGAUUUUCAAGAAAAAUAUAAUGUAAAAGCUCAAACCUGGCAUAGCUUCUUUAAAUAG